UCGAAAACAACAACAAUUAACAAUGGAAGUCGUUACAAUAUUACUAAUAACAAUAUUCAUUUGCCUUGUGGUUGCAAAUAUUAGCAAAUAUUUGCCGAGCGCUGCUAAAACCCCAAUGGAUGUUAAAAAUAAAAGCACGUCAGUCCUAGAAGAAUUGAAAAAACUCGAGUACAACUUCAAGACCAACAUUCAAAUCGAAUCACCAGCAGGCGAUAAUGUUCACAUAAAUAUAGUUGAUCCAUGCAAUCCAGCAGAUAAGGACAAACGUAAAACCUGCAACAUCUCUGACCCCACUUCCUGCAACUCGUGUCCCUACACCACUUGCACCCAUUUCGAAACCGACGCAACGAUCGACGGUAUAACAAUUCCCAAAAAUCGCGAUGAAGAUCUUGGGUACUGCAUUUCGUCUAAAGAUAUGUCCGAAGGUUGUAAUAAAUAUCACGGCGAUUGGGUUAUGAUAAAAGCAUCCGCUUCCAUCAAAGACAACACCAACGCCAAUGACUACAUCCGUUUCUGUCUUUGCAAAAAACCCGGAUUCAUUGGCAACCGUUCAUUGUUCGGUAACUGCAGCACUCCAUUCAUCUGCGAUGGUAAGGUCAAAGAUAUUAAUGUCGAGUACGAAUCCAUUGAGUGUAAAUGUUUGGACGAAUAUAUUCCAGCCCCAGUUGGUGAUGAUGGUCGUAUUUGCAAAGCUCCAACCGUUUCACAACGUUGGAAUUGGUCAAAUGUUCCGAAGCCACUAGAAUUCAGAGAUUCUUUCAUAAAAGUUCGUGAUUAUUAUAACCACGCAGUAAAGAGUGAGCUUAACCAACUUGAAGAAUUGAUUGAUCCCUGUAGUAUUUGUCCAAUAACUGGAAAUCAAACUUACGGUAAAUCUGUAACUAUUGAAAAUGAGCAUCCAGAAAAGACUACAGUCAUAUGUAGACCCAGUAAUAAUAAUCCAACCCAAGAAGGCAAUUAUGGAAUCCCACUAAGAAGAAAAUUUGACGGUGAAAAACGUAUGCUAAAAGGAACUUGGGGUCCUGACGCGAUGCUAGCGAUACAGUGGGAUCAAUUAUGGGUCUAUGACAAUGACGGUGAAAAAGAACAUGAAGACAGCAGACAAUUAUGCGUAUUUGAAUUUCAUUGCAAUGAGUACAAUAGGGCCUUUUAUGAUAAAUUGAAAAUUGAUAAGGACUUACAUAUGGGAAUUGAAUCAAGUAAAGAUGCAUUACUUGGUCUGACGGUAUUACCAAAAUCAUCAUUUAUGACAACCAUUAAUAUAGGUUGUUGGGCAAAAGCAUGGGUGUUUGGUUGGGAAUGCCACUUGACACAUGGGUCAAGAAUAGGGACGAUUGCUGAAGAUGAUUUAGUUGUUCAUCUGAUGAAUAAUAAUCUGCACGACGUGGUCAGUACGUACAUUGGAACCAAGCUUGUAGAACCGGGAGGGAAUACUGCCAGUACGGCUGAUUGGUACAAUAUGCAUCAAGUAAGAAUUCCCUUUAGUGAAGCAACUAUUCGUGUUUCUGAUGUUGACUACCAGUAUUUAACUUACAAUCCACAAUUCUUUAAUGCAACGGUACUGAGAAAAAUGAACUUUGGCGCAAUGAGAAUUACUCCUGUAACGAAAGAUCAGCGUGCUAAUAGCAGUUGGACUGGUCAUAGAACCGGUACAAGACAUUAUGAAGUAUUCUUUGUGAGUGUUGGCCAAGGGCUAAGUAAUGCUGUGGCAACACACAGAAAAGAUUAUACUAAAUCAGAUGAAGGAUAAAAUGUAGAAACCAGCCCGUCAUAUUCAAAAUUUCAAAAGUUAAAAUAUAUCCUGCGAUUUUUAAAUUUGAUCAAAUCCACAAUUAGUUGCAAAUUAAGCAGUCAUAUUUACAGUUUGAAAACGUUAAUUGGAGACAUUAAAAUGUACAAUGAUUAUUACUUUUU
Molecule: messenger RNA, 1914 nt
Organism: Microplitis mediator
Lineage: Eukaryota; Metazoa; Arthropoda; Insecta; Hymenoptera; Braconidae
Exons: 1
Coding region: 23-1750 (575 amino acids)
Source: RefSeq, a predicted model, not a curated record